AAUCAUAACAACUUACUCUCCACAGAACAAUUCCCAGACCUCUAGAUCCGGGCUCGCAUUGAAAAAUCUCUCAAGUUUUUUUUCUCACAGUCGGCGAUCUUGAUCCAGACGGCACCGUUUUGGCUCUCUCUGGCUCAUCCACCUCUGCUCAAUUCGCCGGAAAAAGUUCAAUCGGUGCGGGUCUAGGGUUUCAGAUCUCGCACUCUUCCAGGUGGGGUUAUGUUAUUGUGGAGCUUCAAUUUGAGAAGCUAAGGUUGGGAACAAUGCAUGCCAAGGGGAUACAAUCGUCUUUUCGGGAUCGGACGCAGGAGUUCCACAGUGUAGCAGAGAGGCUAAAGAAGUCAUUCUCGUCGGCGCCGGGGCCGGGGCCGUCGCAGAAUGGCCCGACUAGUGGAUCGAAAUUCCAGGAACAACAAUCGGCGGUCGCGACUCACUCCGAGUUUAAUAAGAGGGCAUCCAAAAUUGGAUUGGGGAUACACUCCACGUCGCAGAAGCUUGGAAAGCUGACAAAAUUGGCGAAGAGGACUUCUGUUUUUGAUGAUCCUACAAGGGAAAUUCAGGAGCUGACAGCAGUUAUCAAGCAGGAUAUUACUGCACUCAACUCUGCAGUGGUAGACCUUCAGCUCCUAUCUCAUUCCAGAAAUGAAAGUGGGAAUAUUUCUAGUGACACGACUAGUCAUUCAACCACAGUUGUCGACGACCUGAAAAAUCGGCUUAUGAGCACCACAAAAGAGUUUAAAGAAGUCCUCACCAUGCGAACUGAGAAUUUGAAGGUUCAUGAGAAUAGAAGACAAUUGUUUUCAUCUAGUGCCUCCAAGGAAUCCACAAAUCCUUUUGUUCGGCAGCGCCCACUGGCUGCUAGGUCCGCUGCUAGUUCUUCAAGUGCCUCUCCUCCUCCAUGGGCUAAUGGAUCAGCAUCUUCCUCGCAGUUGUUCCCAAAGAAGGAGAUAGAUGGGGAGAGUCAACCAUUGCUCCAGCAACAGCAUCAGCAGCAACAGCAACAACAGGAGAUGGUUCCGUAUCAAGACAGUUUCAUGCAGAGUAGAGCUGAAGCUUUGCAAAAUGUUGAGUCCACCAUUCAUGAGCUGAGUAAUAUUUUCAACCAGCUGGCGACAUUGGUUUCUGAGCAAGGGGAAGUUGCCAUCAGGAUUGAUGAGAACAUGGAAGACACAUUGGCAAAUGUAGAGGGUGCACAAGGGCAACUGCUCAAGUAUAUGAAUAGCAUAUCAUCAAAUAGGUGGCUGAUGAUCAAGAUAUUCUUUAUAUUAAUUUUUUUCCUCAUGGUUUUCCUAUUUUUUGUGGCAUAAUAGUCAUUGCAGAGACAAUUGAAAAGGAAGAAAAAUGACAGCUGUCUUUUUGAGUAUUUUUACUGUUGAUAAGCCCCUUCUAUUCGUUUCAUGAGCAAGAUGAUUACCUAGUAAUGUAAUAUAUGUAUACUGAUACACAAAAUGGUAAAAUUUGUUGUGAACUA
This is a messenger RNA of Rosa rugosa (rugosa rose), 1471 nucleotides long. RefSeq names its product syntaxin-32. The record is from RefSeq and is a predicted model, not a curated record. NCBI's taxonomy places the organism in Eukaryota, Viridiplantae, Streptophyta, Magnoliopsida, Rosales, Rosaceae. Gene Ontology annotation, cellular component: Golgi membrane; SNARE complex; endomembrane system. The transcript is spliced from 6 exons. Gene Ontology annotation, molecular function: SNARE binding; SNAP receptor activity. The coding region runs from base 264 to 1307 and encodes 347 amino acids. Gene Ontology annotation, biological process: intracellular protein transport; endoplasmic reticulum to Golgi vesicle-mediated transport; vesicle fusion.